Manihot esculenta (cassava) is the source of this 2312-nucleotide messenger RNA. Its product is annotated as dicarboxylate transporter 2.1, chloroplastic. Gene Ontology annotation, biological process: transmembrane transport. The record is from RefSeq and is a predicted model, not a curated record. The coding region runs from base 121 to 1830 and encodes 569 amino acids. Gene Ontology annotation, cellular component: membrane. Lineage: Eukaryota; Viridiplantae; Streptophyta; Magnoliopsida; Malpighiales; Euphorbiaceae. The transcript is spliced from 5 exons. Gene Ontology annotation, molecular function: transmembrane transporter activity.
AUUUGUGAGAUAGGACAAAUAAUUUAUCCCGCCCCCUCCCUCACAGAGAAUUUUUUAACACAUUUUUCAUAAAAAUUCCGUUUCUUUUCAAUUUCGCUCUCUCCUCUGUUACAAACUUCAAUGGAGAGCCUGGCAAUUCGCUCCAUCUCCUCUGCAACCCCGCUCUCUCUCUCUACCCGGAAUUCCUUACUUCACAGAUCACCAAAAUCCAUCUCUAAAUUUCCACCUUCCGUCGUCUCCCCACCGUCCCUGCCCGGCGCAAUCCGAUCACCUGCUCUUUCCUUGCAAACAUCCUUUGUCUUCUCUCCACUUCUCAAGUCCUUCAAGACCCAUUUCCCAAUUCGCGCCUCCUCGGAGAAAAACGACUCCUCAAAGCUAUCAAAUCCCCCGCCAAUCUCAAACCCACCUCCACAAGGUGCCAAGCUUGUUCCCCUUUUAAUAUCUGUGUCCGUAGGUCUUAUUCUUCAUUUUUUUAUUCCCAGACCCGCUGAAGUAACCCCACAAGCGUGGCAAUUGCUUGCAAUCUUUCUUUCUACAAUUGCUGGUCUUGUUUUGAAUCCUUUGCCAGUUGGGGCGUGGGCUUUUCUUGGUCUAACGACUUCUAUUGUGACGAAUACUUUAACGUUUUCAACUGCUUUUAGUGCCUUUACUAACGAGGUUAUUUGGUUGAUUGUUAUUUCUUUCUUUUUUGCUCGUGGGUUUGUGAAGACUGGCCUAGGUGAUAGAGUUGCUACGUAUUUUGUCAAGUGGUUGGGGAAGAGUACGUUGGGAUUGUCGUAUGGAUUGACAAUUAGUGAGGCGCUUAUUGCGCCGGCAAUGCCUAGUACUACUGCCAGGGCUGGCGGAGUUUUCUUGCCAAUAAUUAAGUCCUUGUCGUUGUCAGCUGGGAGUAAGCCAGAGGAUGCUUCUUCAAAGAAGCUUGGGUCUUAUCUCGUUCUUUCCCAGUUCCAGUCUUCUGGGAACUCUAGUGCGCUUUUCCUGACCGCUGCAGCUCAAAAUUUGCUGUGUCUCAAAUUAGCGGAGGAACUUGGUGUUAUAAUUUCAGGCCCUUGGGUUUCUUGGUUCAAGGCUGCCAGUUUGCCAGCAUUGGUUUCUCUUCUAGCUACACCAUUUAUCUUAUAUAACCUUUAUCCUCCUGAAAUCAAGGACACUCCAGAUGCCCCUGCAAUGGCUGCAAAGAAGCUGGAGAGUAUGGGUCCUGUCACAAAAAAUGAAUGGGUGAUGGUUGGCACAAUGGUUCUUGCAGUUUCUUUGUGGGUGUUUGGAGAUACUCUUGGUAUACCGAGUGUUGUAGCCGCAAUGAUUGCCUUAUCAAUAUUGCUUUUGUUGGGAGUGCUUGAUUGGGAUGACUGCUUAAGUGAAAAAUCAGCUUGGGAUACCUUGGCUUGGUUUGCUGUUCUGGUGGGCAUGGCAGGGCAACUGACAAACCUUGGCAUUGUAACCUGGAUGUCUGGUUGUGUGGCCAAGAUCCUUCAAUCUCUCUCUUUGAGCUGGCCAGCUGCAUUUGUUAUUCUUCAGGCAUCUUACUUUGUCAUUCACUAUCUAUUCGCUAGUCAAACUGGUCAUGUGGGAGCUCUGUACUCUGCAUUUCUUGCCAUGCACUUGGCAGCUGGAGUGCCCGGUGUGUUGGCAGCACUGGCUUUAGCUUACAAUACCAAUCUUUUCGGUGCUCUUACACACUACAGCAGUGGUCAGGCUGCUGUAUAUUAUGGAGCUGGAUAUGUAAACCUCCCUGAUAUAUUCAAGAUGGGCUUUGUAAUAGCUUUGGUUAAUGCUAUCAUCUGGGGAGCAGUUGGAACUGCCUGGUGGAAAUUUUUGGGUCUCUACUAAUCUCAACUUUACUUGCUUCUGCGGCCAUUCAACCAGUGGAAAUAAGGUUGACAAUUGUAUAUUGAAAGGUUGUCUUUGAGAUUCUUCAACUGCAAAUUGCCAUCGCCAGGUACUUGUUCAUCCUGAAAAUUCUUACCACGGAUCAGUGUAGUUGAUGUAGUGGAAUGCCAAGAGCCCCUGAUACAUAUGCCAGGCUAGUCUUUGAAAGUGAGGAGGAUGUUAGAGCUGGGAGAUUCUUGAAGUUGUUGGUAAUCUCUCUACCAAGUUUGUUUUUGCAAUCAUGCAGCUUUGGGCUGGCAAUAGGAUUUAGUUUCAGGGAUUGGAGCGUGGAAAUUAUUUAAACCAAGAAUCAGAUAAAUGAGAUGAAUCACUGCAGUACAAUUGAUAUUGAUGGCACCAUCAAGGGUAUUGUUGUCCAAAUAAAGAGUUAUAGGGGAUGGAGAAUUCAACCAAUGACUCGCUCAGCAAGCAAUUCCAGCUUC